This is a messenger RNA of Carcharodon carcharias (great white shark), 5779 nucleotides long. RefSeq names its product elongator acetyltransferase complex subunit 1 (gene elp1). Gene Ontology annotation, biological process: tRNA wobble base 5-methoxycarbonylmethyl-2-thiouridinylation. The transcript has 37 exons. The coding region runs from base 193 to 4221 and encodes 1342 amino acids. The record is from RefSeq and is a predicted model, not a curated record. Lineage: Eukaryota; Metazoa; Chordata; Chondrichthyes; Lamniformes; Lamnidae. Gene Ontology annotation, molecular function: tRNA binding. Gene Ontology annotation, cellular component: cytosol; elongator holoenzyme complex.
AGAGGUCAGCCGGGCUUGGCAUGGCCGCUGAAGUAGGGAAACGAGAGGAACGUUUGCUGCAGGACUGAAAGAGGGAAAAUUGCCGGGAUUUCAGCGUAUUGAGACCGAAGAGAAAGCGGUGGGGGGAGAGUCUCCAUCAGUUGCUCGGUGUGUUUGUGGCUCAAAGUGGCGGCCGCCUUCACAGCACCAGCCAUGCGGAAUCUGAAGUUGCUGCACAGCCUGCACUGCAGCGGGUGGCAGGGUCUGGGGAAACCUCAGUGUUUGACUGUACGUACAGAAACAGGGACAGUGCUUGUGGGAUCAGACCUAGGAAUCACAGAACUCGACCCUCACACUGAGCAGGUGCUCCGAAAGGUGUCCCUGGUUGAAGAAGCAUUUCUCCCUGAAGAUGGCACCGGCUGUAUAGUUGGUAUUGAGGACCUGCCAGAUCAGGAAUCUGUGUGUGUCGCUAUUGCAGCUGGGGAUGUUCUACUUUAUAAUCUAAACUCAAAUCAGCUGGAAUGUGUUGGCAGUGUUGACAGUGGACUGACUGGAAUGAGCUGGAGCCCAGACCAGGAACUACUUGUGCUCACCACAGGGCAGGAGACUAUCAUAAUGAUGACCAAGGACUUUGAUCCAGUUACUGAAGUUGGAAUCCACCAGGAUGACUUUGGUGAAGGAAAAUUCAUCACUGUCGGUUGGGGUAAGAAGGAGACACAGUUCCAUGGAACAGAGGGUAAAGAAGCAGCUCGUCGUAAGCCAGCAGAAAUUCAGCCAGCAUUUCCUUGGGAUGAUCGGAGGUCACGAGUGACCUGGCGAGAGGAUGGGCAACUGUUUGCAAUCAGUGCCAUUUGCCCUGUGACAGGAUCCAGAAAGCUGAGAAUAUGGAAUAAAGAAUGCGUGCUUCAAUCAACCAGUGAGUCUGUUAAUGGACUUGAACAGGCCCUGUGCUGGAAACCGUCAGGGAACUUGAUUGCAUCCAUACAGCGAAAGCUUAACAAGCACAAUGUUGUGUUCUUCGAACGGAAUGGUUUGCUACAUGGAGAGUUUUCGCUUCCUUUUGACAAAGACCAAGUUAAGGUAAAUGAGAUACUCUGGAACAGUGACUCCACUGUACUGGCAGUUUGGCUCAAGGAUUUGCGAUCAGCAGAUGAAAGGAUCAAAGAUGUCCAACAAAGUACAUAUGUUCAGUUGUGGACAGUGGAAAACUACCACUGGUACCUGAAGCAGACCCUGCAUUUUGGUUGUGAUCAGACAGGACAGAUUGUAUCCCUAAAGUGGGAUCCUGAGAGUCCCUUUCGACUGCACGUGCUCUGCAGUGGGUGGCUUUACCUGUCCUUCAACUGGCAUUGGACCACCGAUCGAAGUACAGGAGAAGACAGCAGUGACUUGGCUAACGUAGCUGUGAUCGAUGGAGAUAAAGUACUAGUGACACCUUUUCGCCAGACAGUGGUACCUCCGCCAAUGUGUGCAUAUCAGCUGCAGUUGCCUUGUGCUGUGAAUCAGGUUAUAUUCUCUUCAGAUCCACAGAGGAGCAAUGACAUUGCAGUCUUGACAGCAGAUAGCCAGAUUUCAGUCUACCAGGCUGGUGAUGGUGGGAAUCAAGAGUCUGCAGCUAAAAUUGGUGCCAUUGGUGGAAGUGGAUCGAAGAUACGCAUCACAACUCCCAAACUGGUGAAAACAUACAGGAUUAAGUUUGAAGAAGGAGUUACUGAAUCCCUGAACCCGUUGAAGUUGCGAAUGAUUACCUGGGUAAAGGAAAAUACAUUUCUAGCUCUGUGUCAAGGUCCCAGGACUUCACAGUCUGUUGUCUGUCAGCUGGUAACUUCAUCAGAAGAGUUUCAGGAGGAAGAGAUUCGGAUCAGGUCUCCUGUAACUGUGGAUGGUCACGUGAUCAACCUGUGUCACAGCCAGAAGACGCAUACUGUUGCCUUAGAGCUUUCCAGUGGGCAGAUUCUAAGAUACCACUGGGGUUUGUGUAUUUCUAAUCAAACACCCACAGGUUCCUCUGAGCCAUGUGUGAAACAGUGGAAGUCGACUACCGGAUGUUUAAUACAAUUUCCUCAGCCUUGUAUAGAGACAGCUCUAUGUACUGUUGAUGGAGAGGAAAUGGUCUUGGGUCUGACAGAAAGAUCUCGAUUUUUCAUUAAUGACUUAGAGAUAGCCUCCAACACCACUUCAUUUGUAGUAUGUGAUGAGUUCCUGCUAUUCACAACCCAUUCACACAUCUGUCGCUGUCUCAAUCUUAGGACUACUUCAUUAAAAGCUUUGUCGCACCUUACAAGUAGCGAUUACCAGCCAAAUGAUGAAACAGUUCGUAGAGUGGAGAGAGGAUCUCGCAUCGUGACUGUUGUACCCCAGGACACUAAACUCCUCCUUCAGAUGCCGCGUGGAAAUCUGGAAGUCGUUCAUCACCGUGCAUUGGUACUGGCCCAGGUGCGAAAAUAUCUGGACAGGCUUAAGUACAAGGAAGCCUUUGAAUGUAUGAGAAAGUUGAGAAUAAAUCUCAAUCUCAUCCAUGAUCACAACCCGAAGGUAUUUUUGGAAAAUUUGGAGAAUUUCGUGAAGCAGGUCGAUUCUAUAAAUUACAUCAAUUUGUUCCUUACUGAAUUGAAAGAGGAAGAUGUCACAAAAACAAUGUACCCACAUCUCCCCAGCUCAUCAACUUCAGCACCUGAGAUUGGGACUAAAGUGAACACAGUCUGUGAUGCACUGCGAACUACUAUGGAGAGAAUCAACCCUCACAAAUACAGUUUGUCAAUCCUGACCUGCCACGUGCGGAAACGUAAUCCAGAACUUGAAACUGCUCUUCAAAAAGUCCAUGAGCUGAGAGCGGAUCCUCCAUCUGAUCCUGAGGCAGUCGGUGCCGAGGAAGCAUUGAAAUACCUCCUCUUCCUGGUGGAUGUUAAUGAACUAUACGACUAUGCAGUGGGCACGUAUGACUUUGAUCUAGUGAUGAUGGUGGCAGAGAAAUCGCAAAAGGACCCUAAGGAAUAUCUACCGUUUUUGAACAGCUUGAAGAAAAUGGAGACCAAUUACCAGCGAUACUCCAUAGAUAAAUAUUUGAAACGAUACAAAAAAGCUCUCAGCCACCUCAGUAAAUGUGGUCCUCAGCAUUUCACUGAGCUUCUUAACUUCAUAAAAGACCAACAGAUGUACAGUGAAGCUUUGAAGUUAUUCCCAGUAAACAGCCAGGAAUACAAGGAUAUCAGUGUCGCAUAUGGCGAGUAUCUCAGCGAAAAGCAGUACUAUGAGCAGGCGGGGCUAAUCUUUGCACGAAGCGGGGAAUGCGAAAAGGCAUUGGGAGCUUUCUUGCUAUGCAACAGCUGGCAGCAGGCUUUCUGUAUGGUUGCUCAGCUCCAUUACACCAAGGACAAAGUGGUUAGCAUGGCACGGUCUGUCGCAGGGAGAUUGAUGGAGCAGCGGAGAUAUUCUGAAGCAGCCUUAGUACUGGAACAGUAUGCUAAGGAUUAUGAGGAAGCCAUUACAUCACUUUUAGAAGGUGCAGCCUGGGAAGAAUCAUUAAGACUGAUUUACAAGUACAACAGAGCCGAUAUCUUGGAAACUAACCUGAAACCUUCCAUAUUGGAAGCUCAUAGCAACCACAUGUCAUUCCUAGACACUCAGAAAACCUUAUUUAUACGUCAUAAAUCUCGGCUGGCCGUUGUUCGUGAAAUUAAAGAGAAAGAACUGGAAGGAUUUUUAGAUGAAGAGGUGGCUGAUGGACCAGACUCAGAUCUCUACUCAGAAGCUAGCAGUUUGCGGUCAGCCAGCGGAAUGGGCUCAAAAUACUCACACAGUAACUCCAGGAUCUCGGCGCGAAGUUCAAAGAACCGUCGAAAGGCGGAGCGGAAGAGACACAGCUUGAAGGAGGGAAGUCUGUUGGAGGACGUGGCACUGUUGGAAGCGUUAAGAGAAAUUAUAUGGACCGUGGACAAAUUGACCGAUGAAGUGCACAGAUUGCUGAAAGUUUUGGUCCUUUUUGGAUAUGAUAUUCUGGCUUCGGAGCUGCAGCAUUCACUGGAGGACGCCCUGCGGGUAGUGGAGAAAUCCAUCCCUGAUAUCUGGCAGACUGAUCUUAAGAAAGCAGCUGCCUGUCCAGUUCUUGGUCCUGACUCGACUGCAAAUAGCAUCACUGCUUCCUUCCAACAACCAAAAAAUGGGGGAAUACCUCAGCAAGAUGAAAUUUUUGUCCCUCCUAAACUCAAUAAGAAUGUGCAGUGGAAGCUAAAUAUUCUGUGAAGAGACUCCAUUGUGCAGCAUUGCUAUCUCUGGAUUGUCCAUUACUGCGCAGCACAGGUUACUCAGUGUCGAGCGAUCCAAAGACAAGGCAGGCUUGUGAAAAGGGAAAGUCACAGGCGAAUGCCCAUCGGAGAAUAUGGUUAACCUUCCACCAGCUGCAGAAUUAGGACUGAGCACAUGACUGUGUCAUUGCGACAAUCAGAACUGACAGACCUGUAGUCAGAACUGACAGAUCUGUAUCCAGAGGGCAAGAGGUGCUCUGCUGUUAUUUUAUAGUUUGGUUACAAAAUGAAGGCAGUGCAAAAUGAUUUGAACAAUUUAAUUGUGUCAUAUAAAGAACCUAUUGAAAAUCUUGGCUAUUAAGUAGGUAUUGCUUUCUUGUCAUAUUUCACAUGACUUUUACAAUGCAGGGUGUUUAUAAAGUCCUUAUGCAACAUGUGAUAGAAGCAAACUGUACAGUGGCAAAUGAAAACAUAAUUUAUUAAGUUUUAACACAAUAUAGUCAAAUUUCAAGGAUUCAGCACAGCCACCAUCUUUUGUGGUACAUUGUCCAAUCCACUUUUUCAACUCGUUGAAAACAUUUUCUCUGAAAUAACAUGAAGAAGCAUUAACAGUGUUAAACUUCAUGAGUUAAGCUUUCACAUGGCAUUUAGUGUUUGCUUGCGUCAUGUCUACGGCCAAUGUUAUUAACAUUUAAGUAAAAGCAAAUAACUGCAGAUGCUGGAAAUCCAAAACAAAAACAAAAAUACCUGGAAAAACUCAGCAGAUCUGGCAGCAUCUGCGAAGAGGAACACUGUUAACAUUUCGAGUCUGAAUGACCCUUCGACAGAACUUAAUUAUUAACAUUUAACAUUGUACAAGGGCUUUACAAACACCCUUUAGCUCUGUCACAAUGUAGUUGUUGUGCUUUUGAAAGCAAAACUGAGCAUUAGGUGAUGGAAAUUAGUCGUCAGCAGCUGGCAACUCAGAAGCACAGCAAUUAACAGAAUGUAGUCACCCAUAUUUAAAUGUGGUGUACCGACAUUAAAUAUUGAUUUCAACAGAAAAAACAUUCAUGGCUGAAGCAGAUAAUAUGGAGGUUUCGGCUGUGAAUUUAGAUCAAGACCGCUCACAGAUGGAAAAUGCAAGUUCAUUUAGAGUAGUUUGUGUUUUAAGAAUGUAACAGGAAUUCAGACAUUGUCUGUCAUAUUGUCUAUAAAGUAAAUAUCUGUUAAAUUUUAACCUACAUCUGCUGCUACUCCACUAAUACCUCAGAAACAACACUGAUUUUAGUGGAGCAAAGAAUUGUAUAUUGCAAUGCCUGGCCUCAGACUUUAUAUAAAGCUAGUAACUGGGAUUGAAAGGCUAGCUACUAGUAGCAAACACUGUUAAAUGUCUUGUUUUUUUAAAAAAAGAAUUUGGGGGGGGAAAAAAAGCUAAUGUGGGACUUUCAAAUACUUCCAGAGAGAUUUUGUUCUACUCUUUGGUUGCGCCUGGAAGUCUUCAUCGAUGUUUUUGAAGUUUGAUCCCAUUAAUGCAUUUUGUAUUUACACAAAUAAUAAAUAACCAGUGCCAAUUU